Molecule: messenger RNA, 1624 nt
Organism: Phragmites australis (common reed)
Lineage: Eukaryota; Viridiplantae; Streptophyta; Magnoliopsida; Poales; Poaceae
Product: mitogen-activated protein kinase kinase 5-like
Exons: 1
Coding region: 222-1313 (363 amino acids)
Biological process (GO): protein phosphorylation
Cellular component (GO): cytoplasm
Molecular function (GO): ATP binding; protein serine/threonine kinase activity
Source: RefSeq, a predicted model, not a curated record
CUCCAAUGAUCCAAUCCGUCUUCCCUGCCCCGACCCGACCUCUCCUCCUCCGCUUCCUCCCCACUCCGCCAGCCCAAACAAAACGCGACGCGAACGUGAGGAGAGCCAUACCAAUCCAUCAACCCACUCGCACCGUCACGCGGCGCCUCUCCCCUCCUCCCGUUCCCGUCUCUUCCGUCGCGCGCGCCACGCGACCGGCAGCGCGCACGUGAGAGGGCGCGAUGAGGCCGGGCGGGCCGCCGAACCCGCGGGCGCUGCAGCAGGCGCAGCAACCGGGCACGCCGGGGCGGUCGCGGCGGCGCCCGGAUCUCACGCUGCCUCUGCCGCAGCGGGACCUGACCUCCCUCGCCGUGCCGCUGCCGCUGCCGCUCCCGCCGUCCUCCGCACCGUCGUCCACGUCGUCAUCGGGGUCGAUGUCGGGCCCGGCGUCGCUCGGCGCGCCGACCCCGCCGACAUCGGCCGGCUCCGCGCCGCCGGCCCCGCCCCCGCUGUCGGAGCUGGAGCGCGUGCGCCGCAUCGGGAGCGGCGCGGGCGGGACGGUGUGGAUGGUGCGGCACCGCCCCACAGGCCGGGCCUACGCGCUCAAGGUGCUCUACGGCAACCACGACGACGCCGUGCGGCGGCAGAUCACGCGCGAGAUCGCCAUCCUCCGCACCGCCGAGCAUCCGGCAAUCGUGCGCUGCCACGGCAUGUACGAGCAGGCCGGCGAGCUCCAGAUUCUGCUCGAGUACAUGGACCGGGGCUCGCUCGAGGGCCACCGCAUCUCCGACGAGCACUUCCUCGCCCACGUCGCGCGCCAGGUGCUCUCCGGCAUCGCCUACCUCCACCGCCGCCACAUCGUGCACCGCGACAUCAAGCCCUCCAACCUCCUCAUCGACUCCGGCCGCCGCGUCAAGAUCGCCGACUUCGGCGUCGGCCGCAUCCUCAACCAGACCAUGGACCCCUGCAACUCCUCCGUCGGCACCAUCGCCUACAUGAGCCCCGAGCGCAUCAACACCGACCUCAACGACGGCGCCUACGACGGGUACGCCGGCGACAUCUGGAGCUUCGGCCUCAGCAUCCUCGAGUUCUACCUGGGCAGGUUCCCCCUCGGUGAGAACCUCGGCAAGCAGGGGGACUGGGCCGCUCUCAUGUGCGCGAUUUGCUACUCCGACUCGCCGCAGCCGCCGCCCACCGCCUCGCCGGAUUUUAAGAACUUCAUCAGCCUCUGCCUCCAGAAGAACCCGGCGAAGCGGCCAUCCGCGAUGCGGCUGCUGCAGCACCCGUUCGUCGCCGGGCCGCAGCCGCAGCCCCUCGCCGCCCCGCCGUCAUGAUGACUCACCAUAAAUCCACAAUUCCGAUUGAUCCCGGUCUUGAUCCGACUCGGACGCCGGUGGAUUGACGGAUGGUUGCCUGAUUGGUUGGUUGGCGAUGAGAUGUGGGAUCUAGGGAUAUUAUUCCUAGCCAUUUUGGGAAUUCAAUCCACAACUACAGCAAUCACCACAUCCAUUGCUGUUGCUGUUACUCCAGGAAUUAAGUUUUCUUCUUAGCUUCUUGCACUCUUUUUUCUUUCUCCUUUCAAUGUUUAUGUUCUUCCAAAUGAUAAUCAUAUAAUAUGGGUUGUUAAGAAACCAGUUCCCUUUCA